CCGAGGAGCGCCCCGGGCCACGCGGAUCCGAGGCGGGUGCUGACCACCUCGGCCCCCGCGUCCAGGUGAGCUCCGCGAGCUCCCGCGCCGCCCAGGCAACAGCGUGGCGGUGGGACCCGAAAGGUUGCUUGAAUGGAGGGCUCCCUGGUGUGGAUGCUGCUGUUGCCACUGCUGCUGCAGAAUCCAGGCAGCCAAGCCCUUUCCUGCAACGUGUCCUCCGGGGACGUGAACUGGACCAUGGAGUUCACGGCCACAUGCCUGAAUUUCAGUGGCCAAGGCCUCAGACUGCCCCAGAACCACUCUCUGCAGGCCAGGAACCUGGUUUACCUUGACCUGUCUGGCAACAAUCUUCAAGAGCUACCAUUGCUCUUCUUUAAACUCCUGGAAAAGCUGCAGGUCCUAGAUGUGACAAACAACUCACUGGACCGCGUGGACCCGGACCUGGCUAUGCUCUGUCAACUUGACCUGAAGGCUGACUGCAGCUGUGUCCUAAAAUCCUGGCACCAGGUCCGACAGAACAACUGCUCUGGCCAAGAGCCUCCGAAGUGCCAGGACACAGCCACCGGUGCCUGGCACAAUGUGUCUGCCUUCCUGGAGGUUAGCUGCUCCUCUGGCCUGUCCUUGACCAUCGUGGCACUGGUGGCCGGUGGAACCCUGCUCCUCGUGCUCACCAUUGCUGGCCUAGUUCUGGCCUGGAGACUUCGGGGACGCUGGAUGGCCAGUCCCCAGGACCUGGACAAAACAUGGGCUGCUCAGGAUGGUUCUAGGUCUGUUGCUGGCAAGCAGCCAAGGUACAGUAGCCGGGGACUCAGCCCUAAGCCCCCGGUGGCUGCCCAGCCCAGACUCUCCACACCCGACUAUGAGAAUGUGUUUGUGGGCCAGCCAGAUGCCGGGCACCAGUGGGCCGAACAUGGGGCUCACUCAUCAGAGGACAGCGACUUCUACAUGAACUACGAGGGCCCCGACCAUUCCUCCCAGCCUGUCUACUGCAACCUGCAGUCCGUGUACCGGGGCCCGCUGGACUAAGAGGAGUAUGUGUUCCCCAGGUGCUGAGCCUUUGAUGCCCCGAACUCCAGCAUGAUGCCUUCUAGGUGACUUGCGGCCUUCUGGCUCUUCCCUGGCCUCAGUCUUCCCAAACCUGAGGAAUGAGGACAGGGAAAGACCAUCCCUGAGGCCCCAGAGAGGUUCUGCAGUUCCCUCUCCAGCCCCCACUCUGCUUCUCAGUUCCCUCAGCUGCUGGAAGGGGAAGAGGAGAGGCCCCAGCAUGGGGGUAACAAGGUCAAUUUGUGAACUCCAUCGUCACCUUCCUGUCAGUGUCUAGGCCGUGCUCAAUAAACGCU
Messenger RNA from Nyctereutes procyonoides (raccoon dog), 1340 nucleotides. It is a transcript of the gene LRRC25, whose product is annotated as leucine rich repeat containing 25. The record is from RefSeq and is a predicted model, not a curated record. The coding region runs from base 133 to 1026 and encodes 297 amino acids. The transcript is spliced from 3 exons. Gene Ontology annotation, molecular function: protein binding. Lineage: Eukaryota; Metazoa; Chordata; Mammalia; Carnivora; Canidae.